This is a messenger RNA of Petromyzon marinus (sea lamprey), 2486 nucleotides long. It is a transcript of the gene QDPR, whose product is annotated as quinoid dihydropteridine reductase. The record is from RefSeq and is a predicted model, not a curated record. NCBI's taxonomy places the organism in Eukaryota, Metazoa, Chordata, Hyperoartia, Petromyzontiformes, Petromyzontidae. Gene Ontology annotation, biological process: L-phenylalanine catabolic process; tetrahydrobiopterin biosynthetic process. Gene Ontology annotation, molecular function: NADPH binding; NADH binding; 6,7-dihydropteridine reductase activity. Gene Ontology annotation, cellular component: cytoplasm.
GGUGGGCGGGGUGGCGGUGGUCGCUGUCACCUCGGAUCUCAAGGGAGGAGACGGACACGCAGACACCACGCGCAGCAGACCUCGGGGGCCACUGACGCUGGGACGACAGACGCAGCGACAGAGGCAGAGACAGGGAGACAGGCUCAGAGGCAGAGACAGACGGAGGGACAGAGACGGACAAUGGCGAGGCGGGUGCUCGUGUACGGCGGGCGAGGCGCCCUGGGCGCGGAGUGCGUGAAGAUCUUCAAGGCGAGGCAAUGGUGGGUGGCAUCUGUUGACCUGGUGGCCAAUGAUGCUGCGGACGCCAACGUUUUGGUCAAGCCCAGCGACUCCUUAGCUGAACAAGCUGAGCAGGUGGCAGGUGAGGUGGCCGCUCUGCUGGGAGAUGCCAAACUCGACGCUCUGCUGUGUGUGGCUGGGGGCUGGGCUGGGGGAAGUGCCAAGUCCAAGGCGAUGGCUAAGAACACGGAGCUGAUGCUGAAGCAGAGUGUGUGGACGUCGACCAUUGCCGCCCAGCUCGCGGCCAAGCACCUGGGAGAUUCCGGGCUCCUUCAGCUCACGGGAGCCAGCGCCUCCCUGGGACCUACGUCUGGUAUGAUGGGCUACGGGCUGGCAAAGGCGGCCGUACAUCAGUUGACCACCAGCCUGGCGGCCGACGGAAGCGGCCUUCCUGCCGGGGCCUCCGUGCUGGCCAUACUCCCGGUUACCCUGGACACGCCGAUGAACAGGAAGUCUAUGCCCAACGCCGACACGGGCACGUGGACCCCGCUGGGCUUCGUGGCCGAGACACUGCUGAAGUGGGCUGGUGGGGAGGGGCGGCCUGCGUCGGGGAGCCUGGUGCAGCUGCUGACCGAGUCUGGAAAGACGCAGCUGCUAACAGUACAGCGCUGAAUGCACACACACACAGACACCAAGACACACUUACACCGGGACACACAAACCGACACAUCCACUCGCACACACAACUGCGUCCAACCCAGCCUCACAAGAACCAAAGUUAACGUGAACCUAAUGACCCCACCAAUGACCUAACACUGAACGUCACGGCCCAGUGCACAUGCGAAACACGUGACUGUACAAACCACUGGAUGACCCAUGACUGGCGUCAAAGUGUACAGUUGAUGUGACCUUGAAGAUCAUGUGAUUAAGCGAUUGAAAUGUGAUGCUUUUUGUGAGAUGUAUUUUGAACAAUAAAUGUCGCAAAAAAGUUAAAUAAUUUUAAUCUACUUAUUUUUGCAUCUGCACACACAAGGUAUAACUUGUUCAUCUUUAUUAUAAAAUGUUACAAACUAAAUGUGCCUGUACAUAAUUGCUAAUUUGCUUUAAAACAUGCAUAAAAGCUGAUCAGACUGCCCAACAAAGCACAUUGUCACUUUGUGGUGAUAACCUGGCCAUACAGGCAAGUACGCUGCUGCAUUCUGAUGUAGACGAAAGGUUUUCAGGAAACACUUAAUUCACGUACAGACAGGGAGGAUGGCUCAUUCUGGACGGUUCAUCUCACAACUUGUCUACAAAUUAAAUAACGAGCCGUCUUGUAAACCUCUUGAACUUCAAAACGAUCUCAAACAACACAAACCGAGUCCUCUAUUCGUCCGUCAGUUUCAGCUCACCGUUCAAGAGCUAUUGUCGCGCGUAAACUCAUGUAAACAGAUGGACGCAGAUGUCAUGUGCAAAACCGCCUUUGCUCCUGGCUGGCAGAAAUACAUGCAGUUUCUGCGUACCACAAAUUUUUUCUUGAUUUAUCAACACCGCCCAACCUCGCUUACUAAGUGACAAGAUUACAUCCUUGCCGAAUGCUUUAGACGGUCAAUACUUAACUUAGGUGUUUUGCACUGCAUAUGUUAGUUCUCUAACUUGUUCGCAAGAGACAGGUGACUAAGAACUGUGAUGGCAGGGGGGGGGGGGUGUGCCCCGCACUACGCACACCCAGCCACCAUACAUAGAUCGUUAACGACGGUAUAUGAUCAGUAUGUUUAUGAAGAGGCAUUGUACUGGUUUUAGCUGUCGUUAGAGUUCUCAACUCAAUCAGAAGGUUGAGGGUUAAAAUUCUAACUGUGAUUUCACUCGGCACAUUUCAUCCAGGGCUAUAAAACAUUAAUGUUGUGGGAAUUUUAACAGUGACCUGUGGGAAGUUAACAGUUUUCUAUCGAUAAACCGACCACAUCACUGGAAUUUAGAAUUUCCACCAUGGACUUAGAGCCGCCAACAAGACCACCCAACACUCAUUUUAGCAGGAAGAUGCUGAUUUUAUAUAAAAAAAAUUAGUCUUGAUUUGACCCUUGACUGGGAUUUCAACUCUUCUGUUUGAUGGUGAAUUACUCUGACAACAGCACUAUCUGUGCAGAUAUAUGUAUAAAAUACAGUCUUCCAAGAGAACACAUCCUCGAGUUAAAACUGAAAUGCAUCACUCGUAAUGAAGCGUAACAGUUGAUUACAGUAAGUGCCUGUCUGCACCGGCAUCUCAAACACUUAGUGCAUUUGAUAUA